Messenger RNA from Zasmidium cellare ATCC 36951, 1818 nucleotides. RefSeq lists its product as uncharacterized. Bases 1 to 1818 code for a protein of 605 amino acids. The record is from RefSeq and is a predicted model, not a curated record. Lineage: Eukaryota; Fungi; Ascomycota; Dothideomycetes; Mycosphaerellales; Mycosphaerellaceae. The transcript has a single exon.
AUGCGAGCACGGAGCGCGGUCCUCCUAACCUCUGCGGCGCUCCUCCUCGGGGCGCUGCCACUGGUAGCAGCACAUGGCCAUGAGGGAGGCGAUAUGGAUAUGGAGGGUCCCAAGGUGACUCCAAUAGACCCAGACUCUCCUACAGCGAUUGCGCACAGAUUAGAAAGCUACUUUCGCCAUCCACAUUACUUCGGAUGGCAUCUGGCGCAUACAGUCUUGAUGGUCCUGGCCUGGUUCAUCGCAAUGCCCUUGGCGAUUAUGCUGAGCAUUGGGCGGUCCAGGUACCAUCUCCCAGCGCAGGUCUUCUUCCACAUCCUGAAUGGCCUCGGUGUCUUCACUGCAGUCGUGUACAAUGCUUCAACACCCGAUCUCUACCCUAACAACGCCCAUCACGGCCUGGGAUGGGCGACGACGGGCUUCACCAUUGCCUGGACAAUCAUGUCUUUCUACGUCGCGUACGGCGAGUACAAGAGCAAGCGAAGGGCAUCCCUCGAGCAGGGCAGGCCGUUGACACCUCAAAGGAUGGCAGAGUACAACCAGUUUCACGAUGAAACACCACCAAGGCAUUCAAGAGAUUCUGGCCAAGGAACCGAGCGCAACUCGGCGUCGCUUUUUGGCCACUCGCGCCAGAACUCUUCUGACUCUGUCUACCAGAAGCCAGAGCUGCCAAUCGACGACGACGACUUCGACGAGGACAAGGACCAGGAGCCGGAGAAGAGAGGCUUCCUCGGCAACAACAGGGUCGACAGAUUCAUCUCCAAGAGUGUGCGUCGCUUCUCAACACAGCGCGCUUCCAAGGUCGUUCGCUUCUGCCAGAUCGUCCUGGAGAAGUUCUUGUUGCUCUUGGGUUUCGCGGCACUGACCACUGGAUUUAUCGUCUCUGGAGGCCUCUUCCGUAACAGGCAGAUCUUCUCUGGUCUCGCGCACUACAUCAAGGGUGGCAUCUUCGUCUGGUAUGGCCUGCUCACUCUCGGCAGAUGGAUGGGAGCUUUCACCGAGUUUGGCUGGGCCUGGAACGUUCGCCCACAGCGACCAGUCGUCUCCAAGUGGAAGUCGAGGGUACCAUCUGCAGAGUUCACAGAGUCGUUCGUCAUCUGGCUGUACGGUGCCAGCAAUGUCUUCUUGGAGCAUCUGAACAACUGGGGUAGCGAGUGGACGGCCUCCGACCUCGAACAUCUCAGCAUCACCGUUCUGUUUUUCGGCGGCGGUCUCUUGGGGAUGUUGAUCGAGUCCAAGUGGGUUCGAGACUUGUUGAACACGACUGUCGAGGUGCAGAAGAGCAAGGAAGACCACCUUGCAGGCGCCUCCCGCUUCGCCGCAGGUGGAGCCGCAGAAGAGCCGCACGAUCAUGAUCAGCGCUGGGAAGAGCCAAAGACUUACCGGGUGCCAUUGAAUCCAAUGCCGGGGCUCACAAUCAUGUUGCUGGGCAUGAUGAUGUCGGCACACCACCAGCAGUCGAUGGUGUCGACCAUGUUGCAUGCGCAGUGGGGAGGUCUGUUCAGCGCUUUCGCACUGGCGCGAGGCGUGACAUACAUCUCCCUCUACCUCAAGCCACCGACGUCGCACUUCCCUUCGAGGCCGCCGAGCGAGAUCGUGGCCAGCUUUUGCUUGACAGCGGGUGGCAUUCUGUUCAUGAACAGCGCUUCGGACAUCGUCUGGGCGAUCGAGUCGAACGGCUUGGACGCUAUGACCAUCUUCACCGUUUCGAUGGGCCUGACCGGUAUCAUUCUAGGCUGGGAAGUCGUCGUGUUCGCCAUCAAAGGCUGGGCGAUGAGGAAAGAAAGAGCCGCUGCUGGAAAGCCGUUAGCGACGUCGUGA